AUGGCCGAACAGCACGUCUCUUUCAAAAUCGAAGACUUAUUCUCUGUCAAAGACAAGAUAGUUGUUGUCACCGGAGGUGGCUCCGGUCUUGGUAAAGCCAUCGCCGAGGGCUUCGCUGUCAAUGGCGCCAGAGUGUACAUUUCUGGUCGAAGGAAGGAGACUUUGGAGACAGCCGCGAAGCAAAUUGAAGGGGAUAUCCAUGCUCCGUGGAGAGUGAAGGCCAAAAAUCAUAACGACCCCGAUCAAGUUGAAAACCUUCUAAUCAACGGAGUGAACGAAGAGGAUUUUGACCGAAGUAACCAGAUUAACGUCAGCGGCGUCUACUUUCUCACCGCAAAUUUCAUCCCUCUUCUGCGCAAGUCAAAAGAUCCAAAUGUCUGCAUAAUUGCCUCGCUGGCGGGAUUGGGCAACCAAAGGUCCAUGGGAUCUCUGACCUACGGUGUUUCCAAAGCUGCUGUCAUUCACCUUGCCAAACUCCUUGCCGGCCGUCUACACCCUAUUAAAAUCCGCGUUAACACCAUUUGUCCCGGCAUCUUCCCCUCUGAGAUGACUGGCGUAACCGCUGGCAAACAUAAGUACAACAUCAAUCAUCCGGCUGAAAAGGCGGCACUCCGGUCUACUGCAGGCCGCCCCGGUCGUCCUGAGGAGAUCGUAGGCCCUGUGCUCAUGCUGUCCAGCGCGGGUGGAGGAUAUAUGAACUGCGCGUUGUUGACGGUGGACGGUGGACGGCUAAUGGGCGUCUCGAUAAAUGAUGGGAUUCGCAUGCCAGAUAACUUGUAUACUGAUGAGAUCCUAGGGUAG
This is a messenger RNA of Talaromyces atroroseus, 801 nucleotides long. RefSeq lists its product as hypothetical. The transcript is spliced from 8 exons. Lineage: Eukaryota; Fungi; Ascomycota; Eurotiomycetes; Eurotiales; Trichocomaceae. The coding region runs from base 1 to 801 and encodes 266 amino acids. The record is from RefSeq and is a predicted model, not a curated record. Gene Ontology annotation, molecular function: oxidoreductase activity.